AACUGCGAUUUUCUUGCAUAAGGAGGCAGGACAAUGACGGAUCAACGCCCUCGCGCGGAGAGCAGGAGCCUUACGGCUCCCAGUUUGAUCGGGACGAAUGGACACUUCGCGUCUGUGGGAGAUGCGGCGCACGAUCCCAAAGCCUAUGAACAUGGCGUCCAAGUAAUUGACGAGGAAAAGCAAUUUAAUCCCAACUUGUCCAAGUACCUUUCACUUGAAAAUGUCGCUAACGCCGGGUUCAACUAUCACCUCAUCUCCGUAUUCGGAUCACAAUCAACCGGUAAAUCUACACUCUUGAACCAUCUUUUCGGUACUCAGUUCUCGGUCAUGUCCGAUAGGGAGCGAAGGCAGACCACGAAAGGUAUCUGGAUGUCGAAAAACAAGACGAAACAUGAAGACCCCAAUGCGCGUAUGGCGGACAAUAUCCUAGUCAUGGAUGUUGAAGGUACAGACGGUCGUGAGCGCGGUGAAGAUCAGGACUUUGAGCGCAAAAGCGCCCUUUUCGCAUUGGCGACAAGUGAGGUGUUGAUUGUCAACAUCUGGGAACAUCAGGUCGGGUUGUAUCAGGGUGCGAAUAUGGGUCUAUUGAAGACGGUGUUUGAGGUGAAUUUGCAAUUGUUUCUCAAGGAUAAAAACACGACUCAUCGCUCCCUUCUCUUCUUUGUCAUUCGUGAUUUCAUGGGCACUACACCAUUGAAGAACUUGGAAAUCACUCUCCUCGAGGAUCUUUCACGGAUAUGGGCAUCUUUGUCAAAACCCCAAGGCUUAGAGCGCUCUACCAUCCAUGACUAUUUCGACUUCGCAUUUUACGGAUUGCCACAUAAAGGCUAUAAGCCCGAAGAAUUCGCUGCGGAGGCCAAGAAGCUUGGGUCACGGUUCCGCGAAGGCCGACGGGAUCGAAAAGAACAGCUUAUUGGCGCAUCUAUUGAGAGCGGCGUAUUUCUGCCCGAGUACCACCGUAGAAUUCCUGCCGACGGUUUUGCGCAUUAUGCGGAGGGUAUCUGGGAUCAGAUUGUCAACAACAAGGAUCUGGACUUGCCUACACAACAAGAGUUGCUUGCGCAAUUCCGAUGUGAUGAGAUCUUGAGAGAGGUCCUUGUCGCCUUUGACGAAGCCAUUGUACCAUUUGAGGAGAAGCAGGCUGCGGGCGUCCGCGCUGGUGAACCUACUAUCCUUGGAGGAUUGGGGCCGGCUAUGCGAGGUGCUAGGACAAAGGCUGUCAAGAAUUUUGAAACAGAGGCCAGUCGCUAUCACAAGGGUGUAUACCAACGGAAACGCACCGAACUAGAGGGCAAGAUCGAUACAAGACUGAAAGCACUUUUCCAGGGUCAACUGAAUGCAGCCCACAAAUCAGGUGUCAAGGAUUUCAGUGACGCUGUUUCCAACGCUGUCAAGGCUGGUCAGAAAAAGGGCGCAAGCUACGACUUUGCGGAGAUUGUUAAGCAGGAAACUCAAGCUGCCCUUGAGCGAUUCGAGAAAGAAGCUCGCGCCACAGUGGUAGAGGGCACUGCAUGGAGUAACUAUAAACAAGAACUGAAGCUGUACCAAAAGGAUCUUGGGGAGGUCAGUGGGCAACUACGUCGUGACGAGAUGCGACGACUUGCUACUAGAGUGGAAAGAUGGGUGAAGUCACGUCUCUCCCACUCUGUUAGUUUGGAAUUCAAUUCCCUUGGUUCUGGGCGUGGUGGUUCUGGUGCGCCAGAGACUGGCGACAAACCCGCAGAGAAUAAAAUCUGGGACCGUAUUUGGAAUCUGUUUGUCCAGACCGUCUUGGACGCGGAACGACGAUUCACAGAUCGCGCUACUAGUCUCGAUGCCAGUGUUGAAGAAGUGGACGUUGGACUUUGGCGACUUCGUAGGAAAUCUUGGAGUGUUUUGCGUCUCAAGAUUGAGGAAGAGAUGAUGGAGGGUAACCUGCUGUUGAAGCUUCGUGAGAACUUUGAGGAUAAAUUCCGAUAUGACGAAGCAGGUGUACCGCGUAUAUGGCGUCCUACAGACGAUAUUGAAGGGGUAUAUACUCGGGCUCGCGAGUCUACUUUGACUCUUAUACCGCUCUUGUCAAAGUUCAUUUUAGCAGAAAACAACUCUCCUCCCCCACUUGAUCGUUGGAUUGGACAUACCCCUAGUUCGGCGACCGCUGCUGACGAGGAAGAUCUUACACCGAUUGGUGGCGUUGACGCGGAAGAUGGCAGAUCUCUAGAGGAAGAAAUGACCAUUCUCAAUGAUGCCAAGCGCCAGGAUUUGACUGUGCGUUUCAAAAAGGCUGCUGAUGGAGUUUACGUCGAAGCUAAGCGCAGUGCCAUCGGUGGUAUUACGCAAGUCCCACUGUACUUUUAUGGGUUGCUCCUUGCGCUGGGUUGGAAUGAAAUCUGGGCCGUCCUCCGAAACCCAGCAUACUUCUUCCUCCUCUUCGUCUGUGCCGUCGGCGCCUACGUAACAUAUCAACUCAACCUAUGGGGACCCAUGUUAAAAAUGGCCGACGCAGCAUCUAAGCAGGCUCUUGAAGAAUUGAAGAAAAGACUACGAGAAUUCCUGGAAGCAUCCGAUACUGGACGCCAGGCCAUGGCAAUGUCUGCUAAUGCUACUGGAAGAGAUGCCGGGGAAGAAUUUGAGAUGAGCUCAUUGAACCGAGGUGGGAAGAAGGCUGAGGAUGAAGAUGAGAAUGAUGAUAUUUAGAUUGUAUCUUUCUUCUUCUUUCUCUAUUAUCUUUAUCACUCAGACACGCUCGUUGAUAUGGCUAGAGUGGGACGUGCUGUAUGCAUGCAAAAGCGGCUUAUGGAUGUAAUUAUGAUCUUGGAUAUGAAUGAUAAAUAUUUCUAG
This is a messenger RNA of Talaromyces stipitatus ATCC 10500, 2820 nucleotides long. RefSeq names its product GTP-binding protein Sey1, putative. The coding region runs from base 34 to 2676 and encodes 880 amino acids. The record is from RefSeq and is a predicted model, not a curated record. Gene Ontology annotation, cellular component: endoplasmic reticulum. Lineage: Eukaryota; Fungi; Ascomycota; Eurotiomycetes; Eurotiales; Trichocomaceae. Gene Ontology annotation, molecular function: GTP binding; GTPase activity. Gene Ontology annotation, biological process: endoplasmic reticulum membrane fusion. The transcript is spliced from 4 exons.